UCUCUCGCAAAGCCGCAGCCGAGUCCCGUGGGUUCGGGAAACUGUAGCCCCGCUCUCCGCGCGUCCCCGUCCCCCCGUGGCCCCGGCCCAGGCCAUGAAGCGCUUCUUCUCCUGCUCCAGCUCACAGGUGGCGGUGGAGAGAUGGAACCGCCGUGAUCAGAAGCUGCUGGAGGCGGUGCAGCGGGGGGAUGUGGGGCGCGUGGCGGCCCUGGCCUCGAGGAAGUCGGCCCGACCCACCAAGCUGAACUUGAAUGGCCAGUCCCCGUUCCAUCUGGCAGCCUCCAAAGGCCUGACAGAAUGUCUAACCAUACUGCUUGCGAACGGGGCUGACAUCAACAGCAAGAAUGAGGACGGCAGCACUGCCCUGCACCUGGCCACCAUCUCUUGCCAGCCACAAUGUGUCAAAGUCCUACUGCAGCAUGGUGCCAAUGAAGAUGCUGUGGAUGCAGAAAAUCGUAGUCCGUUGCACUGGGCAGCCUCCUCUGGCUGUGCUUCAAGUGUGCUCCUGCUGUGUGACCAUGAAGCCUUCCUGGACGUCCAAGAUAACGACGGAAGGACACCCCUGAUGAUCGCUUCGCUGGGUGGUCACGCAGCUAUCUGCUCACAGCUACUGCAGAGAGGUGCCCGAGUUAAUGUCACGGACAAGGACGACAAAUCGGCUCUGAUCCUGGCCUGUGAGAAAGGCAGCGCGGAGGUGACUGAACUGCUCCUGAGCCACGGAGCGGAUGCAGGGGCAGCGGACAUCAUGGGGCACGACGCUCUGCAUUAUGCUCUCUGCACCCAAGACGGGGCGCUGUGCCGGCUACUGCGGCAGGCUCUGAACCGGCGGGGGCAGCAGGGAGGUCAGGGGCUUGUUCAACAUCCAGAUCCUGCCUCCCAGGCCUCUCCAUGUGAGCCUCAGGAGGGUUCUCCACCUAAGAGCCCGGGGAGAGCCGAGCCCCGGGAGGAGCAGGACGAAGAGGAAGAGGAAGACCCAUGCUCAGAUGAGUGGAAAUGGAGGUAUGAAGAGGAGCAGAGGAAGGUUUCUCAGUUGGAGCAAGAGCUAGUGCGAAAGACUGAAGAGGCGAAGGCUCAAGCUGCAGCCUACCUGGGCCUGGAGAACCAGAUUCGAGAGCAAGCGCGGGAGCUGGGGCUCCUCCUAUCUCAAGAGCCUGGAGCUCUGGGAGGGCAGGGCUCCAGGGCCCGGCCCAGGGGAGACGGCAUGGAACAGGGCUGUCCCUUGGGCCUGCUGGCCGAGCGCAUUCAAGACCUAAGGAAGCAGCAGUGGGCAGCCAGGCUGGUAUCAGCGUCUAAGAAGGCUGGGGAUUCAGCCUCAGGGGCGACUCAGCGUGAAAGCCGCGGAAGGUUCCAGCCAGAAGACCAAGAGGCGCCCCAGAGCCCAAGGUGGGAGACCGCUGUGAGAGCCACAGGACAGCAGCUGAGCAGCAACGGGGGACAGGCCCCAGGGCCUGAGCAUACCGACAAGCCACCAGCCGGUCUGAAAGAGAGGCCCCAGGCGCCAGGGGCGGACCCAACAGGCACAGUGGCCGAGCCCGGGGCAGCCAUGACCCGGCUCCUGCUACAACUGAGUGAGGAGCUGGCUGCCGUGUGGCGAGAAAAGGAUGCUGCCUGGGGGGCUCUGUCCAGACCCGUCCUGGAGGGGGCUCUGGGGACGCCGCGGGCUGAGGCGGCAGCAGCUGCCUGGGAGAAGAUGGAGGCCAGGCUGGAGCAGGUGCUGGUGAGGCUGGAUCGGGCAAAGGCAGGAUUACAGGCCCCUGCCCAGGAGCCCAGACAGGGAGCCCCAAAGGCAGGCCCAGCGACCAUCCCCAAAGAGAAUGAAGGGAGGGAGAAGAGGGCUCCUGGGGCCCGCGGAGAGCCUCUGGGGGCCCCUGGAGGGGAACGGAUGCCCGGAGGAGGUCUGGCAAAGGGACAGCUGGAGAGGGAGGUCGCAGCCCUGAGACGGAGCAACGAUGACUUGCUGGAGGAGCUGGGGGAGCUGGGGCAGGAGAGGCAGCGGUUGCAGGGGGAGCUGCAGUCCCUGAGCCAGCGGCUGCAGCGGGAUUUCGUUCCCAAGCCAGAGGCGCAGGUCCAGCUGCAGCAGCUGCGGCGGAGUGUGGGGCUGCUGACGGAUGAACUGGCCAUGGAGAAGGAGGCCACCGAGAAGCUGCGGAAGCGCCUGGCCUCCCAGAGCAGUGGCCUCCAAGGGCUGUGGGACUCCCUGCCGCCAGACCUGGUGGGCAAGGCGGGCGCGGGGCGCGCGGCGGCGGAGCGCCUGGAGGAGCUGCAGGCCGGCAUCGGCGCCCUGGUGGAGCGGCACCGCGAGGCCGGGAAGGCGCUGGCUCGCCUGGAGGAGGAGAACCAGCAGCUGCGGGGGCCCCCCGCCCCACGCGGGCAGCCGGGCACCUUGUCGGAGGCCCCAGCACCCCUCCAGGUGGCCGCUCUGGAGCAAGACCUGGGGAAGCUGGAGGAAGAGCUGCGGGCCGUCCAGGCCACGAUGAGCGGGAAGAGCCAGGAGAUCGCGAAGCUGAAGCAGCUGCUCUACCAGGCCACCGAGGAAGUGGCCGAGCUGCGCGCCCGGGAGGCGGCCGGCCUGCGGCAGCACGAGAAAACUCGGGCCUCGCUGGUGGCCCAGGCCCAGGCUUGGGGCCAGGAGCUGAAGGCUCUGCUGGAGAAGUACAACGCGGCGCGCCGGGAGAUGCGGGAGCUGCGCGAGGCGGUGGCUGAGGAGCGCCGCCGCAGCGAGGACCUGGCGGCGCGCGCGGCCGAGCAGGAGCGCCAGGCCGCCGAGAUGCGCGCGCGCUCCCAGCAGUUUGAGAAGACCGCCGAGCAGUUCAAAGACAAGGUGGACCACCUCAUCGCGGCUUGCCGGGACAAGGAGGCCAAGAUCAAGGAAUUGUUGAAGAAGCUGGAGCAACUUUCAGCGGAGGUCUUAGCAGUUCGGGGAGAAAAUGCUCGCCUUGCCCUGCAGCUGCAGGAUUCCCAGAAGAACCACGAAGAGAUCAUCUCCACCUAUAGGAACCAUCUGCUGAAUGCUGCUCAGGGCUACAUGGAACAAGAUGUGUACAAUAUCUUGCUGCGCAUCCUCAGCAUCCAGGCGGAGUGAGGCGGCUGGUGCCCUGAGGGACGUGCGAGUUCUCUGUGGGAGUAAGAGCGUCCCUGGUUGCCAGAGGCUCCACCAGGCUGUGGAGGAGGGCGGGGCUGGGGGGGGGCAGGUGGUGGGGAUGGGGGCGUGGGGUUUCACCUGACAUUAUGGACCCCAGACCUGAGAACCUGAAGCCUGGAAUCAGCACUGAUGAGACCAGAGGAGGUGCACAUGGAGGCCAGCUCUAUGGAAAAUAAAGCAGGAGACAGUGUGGUGUUGGGUGUCAUGGUUUUCUCUGCUUAAAGGGGAGGGAGGGAAAGAAUCUUUUUCAUUCUCAUUCCUUUUUGAUCACAAAUGGCCCCAAAAGUCAGCAGCUUUCAA
This is a messenger RNA of Neomonachus schauinslandi (Hawaiian monk seal), 3442 nucleotides long. RefSeq names its product ankyrin repeat domain 35 (gene ANKRD35). The coding region runs from base 95 to 3082 and encodes 995 amino acids. NCBI's taxonomy places the organism in Eukaryota, Metazoa, Chordata, Mammalia, Carnivora, Phocidae. Gene Ontology annotation, molecular function: actin binding. The record is from RefSeq and is a predicted model, not a curated record. The transcript is spliced from 14 exons.